Molecule: messenger RNA, 1554 nt
Organism: Colletotrichum lupini
Lineage: Eukaryota; Fungi; Ascomycota; Sordariomycetes; Glomerellales; Glomerellaceae
Product: efflux pump
Exons: 8
Coding region: 1-1554 (517 amino acids)
Biological process (GO): transmembrane transport
Molecular function (GO): transmembrane transporter activity
Source: RefSeq, a predicted model, not a curated record
AUGGAUCGGAACACAGAGCCCGAGUCUGCCCCCAUAUCCACACGAAGAAGAAGGAGCAUUGUGACAAUGACGGAGACACAGCUGCUAUCAAUAGACCUCAGUCUCAUGUCCACAGAGAUGUUCCCGUCUGUCGCCGAGAACGAGAAACAUAGUCCAGGAACAACGAUCACAGAAAAGGAGGCCGGUCCAAGCACGGAGAACGACCAAGAGAAGGGCAAAGGUCCGAACAAUGAUAUACCAGUGACACCGAUACCAAAGUACUUAUCAGGUGCCAAGCUCUGGAUUGUCAUCACAUGUGUAAUUGUUGUUGCCUGGUUGAUGUUCCUUGACAGUUCUAUCAUUGUUCCCGCUAUUCCAGCGAUAACUGACGAGCUUCAUUCUUUGCAAGAUAUCGGUUGGUAUGGCAGUGCCUAUCACGUUUCUAAUGCCGCUUUCCAGCCGCUCACGGGUAAAAUCUACCGCUACUUCAGCUCAAAGCUCCCGCUAUUCUGCCCCCAAGUGUGGCUGCGGCCGCCACACGACCGCCGGUCUCGGGCACAUACCCUCGUUAAGUACUGCUCUAGCCUCGGUUGUCUAAUAGCUCUUAUGGGACUGGUCAUCGGACUUGCAAACUCUGGCAGCGUUUGCGGUCCUGUUCUUGGUGGAGUACUGACCGACUAUGCCAAUUGGCGUUGGACAUUUUACAUCAACCUCCCGAUUGGCGGCGUCGUCCUUCUGUUUCUGGCAUGGUGCGAGAUUCCCGAUCAGGUGCCGAAACCGAGUCCUAUGGCGGUCAUUGCGAAAUUGCACACGUAUCUAGAUUUUACCGGCUUUUCGUCAUGCGCUGGUGCUGCGGUGUCACUUCUCAUGGCCCUCGAGCUUGGUGGGAACGAAUAUGCUUUUAACAGCCCCACGAUGAUAGGAUUGUUCUGCGGCUCUGCUGUGGCUCUCGUAACAUUCUUGGCCUGGAACUAUCGAAAAGGAGAUGACGGGCUCAUCCCAUCAUCAAUGGCCGGUAAGAGGCCCGUCUGGUCCGCAGCCGCUACAAACUUCACCUUUGUUGGCUCGGCGAUGAUCCAGAUCUACCUGCUCCCGCUCUACAUACUUCCAGGCAGUACAAGGCGCCACGCCGGUCCAGAGCGGGAUCAACGUUUUGCCAAGCAUCUUGUCACAGCUAGCUUUCGCCUACGGCGGAGGCGUGCUAGGUACGGAAGCCUAUGGAAUUAUUCCACAUAUAAUUUGAGUUUAGCUAACGUCCUUGUCACCCUUCAAGUCGAGUAUGUGUAUUCCGCACCCACACGUUGGGUAUCCCGCACCCAUACUAGGCUCGUUCAGGCAAGUGGUGGGCAGCACGUGAUUGCACCGCCGCAGGCGCCACUUCUGGCCCGGAAUCACUAUUAUUCCGGCAACUUCUGGAGAAUGGAAGGCGCAUCCCGCCUUGGUCUCCUAUACCUUCCUCUGCUGCACCUUCCUCUGCUGCACCUUCCUCUGCUGCACCUUCCUCUGCUGCACCUUCCUCUGCUGCACCCUCUUUCCGAUACUGGCUGUACGCGUUUUUCAAAACGACGACUUUGA